Molecule: messenger RNA, 1092 nt
Organism: Talaromyces proteolyticus
Lineage: Eukaryota; Fungi; Ascomycota; Eurotiomycetes; Eurotiales; Trichocomaceae
Product: uroporphyrinogen decarboxylase
Exons: 4
Coding region: 1-1092 (363 amino acids)
Biological process (GO): heme biosynthetic process
Cellular component (GO): cytosol
Molecular function (GO): uroporphyrinogen decarboxylase activity
Source: RefSeq, a predicted model, not a curated record
AUGCGCAAAGAAUUCGAGCCAUUGAAAAAUGAUCUACUACUGAGGGCUGCAAGAGGCGAAACUGUUGAGCGACCACCAAUAUGGGUGAUGAGACAAGCCGGGCGAUACCUACCCGAGUAUCAUGAAGCCAAAGGAACCCGAGACUUUUUCGAAUGCUGCCGAACCCCAGAGAUCGCAUCUACACUUACCCUCCAACCCAUUGAACGCUAUGAAGGCCUUAUCGACGCUGCCAUUAUCUUCUCGGAUAUUCUGGUGAUUCCGCAGGCGAUGGGCAUGACAGUGGAGAUGAUCGAUAAGAAGGGUCCAUCGUUUCCCGAACCUUUGAAGUCCCCCGAUGACGGUCAAUAUGAGAAGCUUCUCAGCAAGCAGGUCGAUGUGCAAGAAGAGCUAGAUUACGUAUACAAUGCGAUCACACUAACUAGAAGCAAGCUUAAGGGGAGGGUACCACUCAUCGGAUUCUGCGGUGCUCCGUGGACUCUGCUUUGUUACAUGGUUGAAGGUGGCGGGACAAAAUUGUUUGUGCAGUCCAAGAAAUGGAUAUACAAGUAUCCAAAAGAGAGCAAAGCGCUGCUACAGAAAAUUGCAGAUAUUUGUGUUGAGUAUUUAGCCUUGCAAGUCUCUGCUGGUGCGCAACUUGUCCAAGUAUUCGACUCUUGGGCGGGUGAAUUGUCGCCCGCAACAUUCAAGGAAUUUUCCCUUCCAUACCUCCAAUACAUCUCUCACAAUCUGCCUAGACGCCUACAGCAGCUCGGGAUAGAAGCAGUACCAAUGACGGUGUUUGCUAAGGGUGCUUGGUAUGCACUAGAUGACCUUUGUGACAGUGGAUAUAACGUGGUUGGCUUGGACUGGUUGCAUGAUCCUGCCGAAGCAUUCAAGAUAGCUCGCGGACGAGUAACGCUUCAGGGAAAUGCUGACCCUGGCGUUUUGUACGGAGAGCAUGCUGCUAUAACGGCUACUAUCGAGAACAUGGUUAAGGGAUUCGGUGGCGGUAAAAAAGGUUGGAUUGCCAACCUUGGCCACGGUAUCACACCGUUUGUCAACCCGGAUGAUCUCAAAUUCUUUUUUGAAGAGAUUCAUAGGCUGUCACAGUGA